AUGACAACAGAAAGGGCUGAUCAGAUUGUGGGUGGUGGAGGUUUUUGGUUGAAAGACCACUCAAAAACCCUAGCUUUGUCUUCAGAUGAUUCUUAUAACCAAUUAUACCCACUCUCUCAAGCACACAAGGAGGAUGACGGAUUGAGCGGCGCCGGAGGGUGUUUUCAGAAAAAACCUGUAAUUGUGAGAGAAGUUUGGAAGAAAAAUAUAGUUGAAGAGUUCUAUAUGAUUCAUCAAGUUGAAUACCCAUAUGCUUCGAUCGACACUGAAUUUCCGGGACCAGACAUCAAUCGAAACCUACCCUCUCAAAUUCCAUCGAUCGAGAACUACUAUUUCAUGAAGUUAAAUGUGGAUCAUUUGAAGUUGAUCCAGUUGGGGCUCACUCUUUCAGGUGCGCAAGGGAAGCUUCCCGAUUUUGGAACAAAUUCAUGCUACGUCUGGGAAUUUAAUUUCUGCGAUUUUGACCUUGAUUCUGAUAAUCACAAUCCCGACUCUAUCAACUUGCUUAAGCGACAAGGUAUAGAUUUCUCUGCUGUGAUGCUGAGUUGGUCUGGACUGAAUUUCAGAAGAUGUCCAUUGACUUGGGUUACGGCAUCAAACAUAGGAUCAGAUAUUGUGUUGAACGUUGAUCGUGUGGCCGGAAAGAGCCAGCAGGCUGGUUCGGAUAGUUUACUCACCAUGCAGACCUUCCUCAAGCUUAGAAAUGUUUAUUUCAAUCCGAAGUUGGACACAAAGUUGAAUAAGUUUGAUUUGGUAUUGUUUGGAUUGGAAGUAAAUUGAUAGUUCAUUUAAUGUUCUUGGUACAGUUGUAUCUCUCUUGUAGUUACAUGUUGUUAUUAUAUGUAAUUUCGAAAAUGAAAAUAUGCUUUCUUAGG
Molecule: messenger RNA, 875 nt
Organism: Cornus florida
Lineage: Eukaryota; Viridiplantae; Streptophyta; Magnoliopsida; Cornales; Cornaceae
Product: probable CCR4-associated factor 1 homolog 11
Exons: 3
Coding region: 1-780 (259 amino acids)
Cellular component (GO): P-body; CCR4-NOT core complex; CCR4-NOT complex
Molecular function (GO): nucleic acid binding; poly(A)-specific ribonuclease activity
Source: RefSeq, a predicted model, not a curated record